Messenger RNA from Pichia kudriavzevii, 978 nucleotides. RefSeq lists its product as uncharacterized. Gene Ontology annotation, biological process: carboxylic acid metabolic process. The record is from RefSeq and is a predicted model, not a curated record. NCBI's taxonomy places the organism in Eukaryota, Fungi, Ascomycota, Pichiomycetes, Pichiales, Pichiaceae. The transcript has a single exon. Bases 1 to 978 code for a protein of 325 amino acids. Gene Ontology annotation, molecular function: catalytic activity.
AUGGCUACCAACGGAGAUCAUUCAUUCGUAGAAGACUUCAGAAAUAGAGACAUCAUAAUUGGAAUAAGAGAUGGUGUCUCCCUGGAAUUCAAUCUCGUAAAGAGAGCUGACGCAAAAAUAUCUGUUUUUGAUUCUUCGGUUUUAGUGGGUGACGGUGUCUGGGAGGGACUCAGAAUUAUUAAGGGUAAUGUCCAGUAUGCACGGGAACAUUUUGAGAGACUAUUUCAAACAGCCUACGCCCUAUGGAUUGAUUUAGGUGUCACAAAGAGGGAGUUAUUAGAACUGAUCUACAAAACUAUUGAUGCGAAUCCAGGAAUGGUGGAAAGUGACGACGUUCAUCUCCGUCUGAUUUGUACAAGAGGGCUUAAAUCAACACCAUAUCAAUCCAGAAAGGUCAAUGUUGGUAAGUCACUCAUCAUUAUAAUUCCAGAAUACAAAAAAGUUGAUUCUUCCACUUAUGAAAACGGCAUUAAGUUGGUCACGUCUUGGGUGAGAAGAGGUAGUCCAGAUACAAAGGACGAAAUGUGGAAUCACCUUUCCAAGGCAACCGACAUAAUGGCAAGUUUAUCUGCUGAGGCUGCGGGUGCUGAUGGUGCACUAAUGCUUGAUCAUAACGGAUUUGUUAAAACGUGCAAUGCUACUAACUUCUUCAUUGUUAGAAAAGGAGAAUUAUGGGCACCGACAAUGGAUAAUCAAAUGCAUGGAAUCACGAGGCAAAAGGUAUUGGAAAUUUCGAGAAGGCAUGGAAUUGUUGUAAAAGAGCAGAAUUUUACUAACACUGACGUUUACACUGCGGAUGAAGCAUUUUGUACUGGUACAUUUGCAUCCCAAGUUCCGGUCAAGCAAAUUGACGGGUUAAAGAUUGGGAAGGGAAGAAUGGGCCCAAUAACUUUUCAAAUAAGUCAUUGGUACAAAGAGGAUGUUUUACGAGACGUCUCAAGGUCAAGGGAUGAAACCUUAAGUAGUCUCGAAUCUUAG